Molecule: messenger RNA, 8063 nt
Organism: Myotis brandtii (Brandt's bat)
Lineage: Eukaryota; Metazoa; Chordata; Mammalia; Chiroptera; Vespertilionidae
Gene: LTBP2
Product: latent transforming growth factor beta binding protein 2
Exons: 36
Coding region: 1-4968 (1655 amino acids)
Molecular function (GO): calcium ion binding
Source: RefSeq, a predicted model, not a curated record
AUGGAACAGAAAGUCCGAGAGGGGCAGAGGAUGCAGGGACCUGCAAGAGGGCGGCUCACAGGGAGGAACGUCUGCGGGGGAAAGUGCUGCCCGGGAUGGACAACGGCAAACAGCACCAACCACUGUAUCAAACCUGUGUGCCAGCCGCCGUGCCAGAACAGGGGCUCCUGCAGCCGGCCCCAGCUCUGUGUGUGUCGCUCUGGCUUCCGCGGAGCCCGCUGCGAGGAGGUCAUCCCCGAGGAGGAAUUUGACCCCCAGAACUCGAGGCCAGCUCCCCGACGCUCAGCCGAGGGUUCACACAACUUGCGCAGGAGCAGCACAGCCAGAGAAAGCACAACGGCCAGAGGGCGGCCACUGACACCACAGCUGCCACCAGCCAGGAGCCUGAGUGAGCUCAGCCAGCCCCGCCCCUCCCAGCAGCGCGUGGGGCUGUCCCGGACCGUCAGACUUUACCCGGCCACCUCAGCCAAUGGCCAGCUGACUUCCAAUGCCCUGCCCGCGGGACCAGGCCUUGAGCGGAGGGAUGGUGCCCAGCAGGCAGCAUAUCUGGACCACCUGUCAUCCCCCUGGGGGCUGAACCUCACGGAGAAAAUCAAGAAGAUCAAGAUCAUCUUCACUCCUACCAUCUGCAAGCAGACCUGUGCCUAUGGGCACUGUGCCAACAGCUGCGAGCGUGGCGACACCACCACCCUGUACAGCCAGGGCGGUCAUGGGCAUGACCCCAAGUCUGGCUUCCGCAUCUAUUUCUGCCAGAUCCCCUGCCUGAAUGGAGGCCGCUGCAUCGGCAGGGACGAGUGCUGGUGCCCCUCCAACUCCACCGGGAAGUUCUGUCACUUGCCUGUCCCAAAGCUGGACAGGGAGCUUGCGGAGAAAGGCUCCCACCACAGGGCCCUGCUGGAGGGCCCCUUGAGGCAGUCCACCUUCACCUUGCCGCUCUCCAACCAGCUGGCCUCUGUGAACCCCUCCUUGGUGAAGGUGCACAUUCACCACCCGCCCGAGGCCUCCGUGCAGGUGCACCAGGUGGCGCGGGUGCGGGGCGAGGCCGAGGAGGCCCCGGAGGAGAACAGCGUGGAGACCAGACCUGUGCCCCGGCUCCCUGCCAGCCCUGGCCACGGUCACUGGGACAGCAACAGCAUCCCCACUCGGCAUGGAGAGGCCCCUCGGCCACUGCCCCCGGCGGCACCCAGGCCCCAGGGGCUUCUGGGCCGGUGUUACCUGAGCAGCGUGAACGGCCAGUGUGCCAACCCCCUGCUGGAGCUGACUACCCAAGAGGACUGCUGUGGCAGUGUGGGGGCCUUCUGGGGGGUGACCCUGUGUGCCCCCUGCCCGCCCAGACCAGCCUCUCCAGUGAUUGAAAAUGGCCAGCUGGAGUGUCCCCAGGGGUACAAGAGACUAAACCUCACUCACUGCCAAGAUAUCAACGAGUGCCUGACCCUGGGCCUGUGCAGGGACUCGGAGUGCGUGAACACCAGGGGCAGCUACCUGUGCACCUGCAGGCCCGGCCUCAUGCUGGAUCCCUCGAGGAGCCGCUGCGUGUCGGACAAGGCUGUCUCCAUGCAGCAGGGGCUGUGCUACCGGUCCCUGGGGUCAGGCACCUGCACCCUGCCUCUGACCCAGAGGAUCACCAAGCAGAUAUGCUGCUGCAGCCGAGUGGGCAAAGCAUGGGGCAGCAAGUGUGAGAAAUGCCCCCUGCCUGGCACAGAGGCCUUCAGGGAGAUCUGCCCCGCCGGCCAUGGCUACACCUACUCGAGCUCAGACAUCCGCCUGACCAUGAGGAAAGCUGAGGAGGAGGAACUGGCCAGGCCCUCGAGGGAGCAAGGGCAGAAGACCAGUGGGACCCUGUCUAGACCAGCGGAGAGGCAGCCACUCCGGGCGGCCACCAGCACCUGGCUGGAGGCCGGGACCAUUCCUGACAAGGGUGACUCUCAGGCUGGCCAGGUCACAGCCAGUGUUACCCAAGUCCCUGCCUGGGUCCCAGGAGAUGCCACAGGAAGACCAACGCCACCACUGCCUGGACAGGGGAGUCUAGAGACCCGGGAAGAAGAGCAAGUGACCACCCCCACCGACGUGCUGGUGACCCUGGGCCCCCCAGGUACCUGCAGCCGGCCCUGCGAGGUAAAGAAAGGCUCCCCUGAUCUCCCCCCUUCCUCCCUCUGCUCAGAUGACAAUGAGUGUCUGAGGGACCCCUGCAUGGGGAAAGGGCGCUGUGUCAACCACGUGGGCUCCUACUCCUGCCUCUGCUACCCUGGCUACACACCGGCCACCCCAGGGACCACGCGGGAAUGCCAAGACAUAGACGAGUGUGAGCAGCCAGAAGCAUGCCGUGGUGGGCGGUGCACCAACACGGAGGGCUCCUACCACUGUGAGUGUGAUCAGGGCUACAUCAUGGUCAGGAAGGGACAUUGCCAAGAUAUCGACGAAUGCCGUCACCCUGGCACCUGCCCUGAUGGGAGAUGCGUCAACUCCCCCGGCUCCUACAGUUGCCUGGCCUGCGAGGAGGGCUACAGAGGCCUGAGCGGGAGCUGUGUAGAUGUGAACGAGUGUCUGACCCCCGGGGUCUGCGCCCAUGGAAGGUGCUACAACCUGGAGGGCUCCUUCCGAUGCUCUUGUGAGCAGGGCUACGAGGUCACCUCAGAUGAGAAGAGCUGCCAAGAUGUCAACGAGUGUGCCAGCCGGGCCUCGUGCCCCACAGGCCUCUGCCUCAACACGGAGGGCUCCUUCGCCUGCUCAGCCUGCGAGAGUGGUUACUGGGUGAAUGAAGAAGGCACUGCCUGUGAAGACCUAGACGAGUGCGCCUUCCCGGGAGUCUGCCCCUCAGGAGUCUGCACCAACACUGCCGGCUCCUUCUCCUGCAGGGACUGUGACCAGGGCUUCCGGCCCAGCCCCCGGGGCCACACCUGUGAAGACGUGGAUGAGUGUGAAGACCUCCAGAGCAACUGCCGGGGAGGCGAGUGCAAGAACACGGCUGGCUCCUACCAGUGCCUCUGCCCCCCGGGCUUCCAGCUGGCCAAUGGCACUGUGUGUGAGGAUGUGGACGAGUGCGUGGGAGAGGAGUACUGCGCACCCCACGGCGAGUGCCUCAACAGCCAUGGGUCCUUCUUCUGUCUCUGUGCCCCCGGCUUUGUCAGCGCAGAGGGAGGCACCCGCUGCCAGGAUGUGGACGAGUGUGCAGUCACAGACCGGUGUCUGGGAGGGCACUGUGUCAACACCGAGGGCUCCUUCAACUGUCUGUGUGAGACUGGCUUCCAGCCCUCCCCGGAGAGCGGGGAGUGUGUGGAUAUUGACGAAUGCGAGGACCACGGAGACCCGGUGUGUGGGGCCUGGCGGUGUGAGAAUAACCCUGGCUCCUACCGCUGUGUCCUGGGCUGCCAGCCUGGCUUCCACCUGGCCCCCUCUGGAGACUGCAUAGACAUAGACGAGUGUGCCAACGACACGGUGUGCGGGAGCCAUGGCUUCUGCGACAACACGGAGGGCUCCUUCCGCUGCCUCUGUGACCAGGGCUUUGAGACCUCGUCCUCCGGCUGGGACUGCGUGGACGUGAACGAGUGUGAGCUCAUGCUGGCCGUGUGCGGGGCGGCGCUCUGUGAGAACGUGGAGGGCUCCUUCCUGUGCCUCUGUGCCAGCGACCUGGAGGAGUACGAUGCUCAGGAGGGGCACUGCCGCCCACGGGGGGCCGCAGGUCAGAGCAUCCCCGAGGCCCCACCAGGGGACCACCUCUCAGGCCCCAUCCGCAUGGAAUGCUACUCUGGGCACAAAGACCAGCCGCCCUGCUCCCGCCUCCUGGGCCGGAACACCACGCAGGCCGAGUGCUGCUGCACCCAGGGUGCCAGCUGGGGAGACGCCUGUGACCUCUGCCCAGCUGAGGACUCAGUCGAAUUCAGCGAGAUCUGCCCCAGUGGUAAAGGCUACAUCCCUGUGGAAGGAGCUUGGAUGUUUGGACAGACCACGUACACAGAUGCUGAUGAGUGUGUGAUGUUCGGGCCUGGUCUCUGCCAGAACGGCCGGUGCCUCAACACGGUUCCCGGCUACAUCUGCCUGUGCAAUCCUGGCUACCACUAUGAUGCCACCCGCAGGAAGUGUGAGGAUCAUGACGAGUGCCAGGACAUGGCCUGCGAGAACGGCGAAUGCGUGAACACGGAGGGCUCUUUCCACUGCUUCUGCAGCCCCCCGCUCACCCUGGACCUCAGCCAGCAGCGCUGCGUGAACAGCACCAGUGGCAUGGAGGACCUGCCUGACCAUGACAUCCACAUGGACAUCUGCUGGAAAAAAGUCACCAAUUACGUGUGCAGCCAACCCCUGCACGGGCGCCGCACCACCUACACGGAAUGCUGCUGCCAGGAUGGCGAGGCCUGGAGCCAGCAGUGUGCCCUGUGCCCCCCCACGAGCUCUGAGGUCUAUGCUCAGCUGUGCAACGUGGCCCGGAUUGAAGCCGAGCGGGAGGCUGGGGUCCACUUCCGACCAGGCUAUGAGUAUGGCCCCGGGUCUGAGGACCUGCACUACAGCCUCUAUGGCCCAGACGGGGCCCCCUUCUACAACUACCUGGGCCCCGAGGACGCCAUCCCUGAGCCGCCCUUCCCCAACACAGCCGGCCACCCAGGAGACCACGUACCAGGCCUGGAGUCUCCCCUGCAGCCCUCAGAACUCCAGCCCCGCUACGUGGCCAGCCACCCAGAACACCAGGCUGGCUUCGAAGGGCUUCAGGCAGAGGAGUGUGGCAUCCUGAACGGCUGUGAGAAUGGCCGCUGUGUGCGUGUGCGGGAGGGCUACACCUGUGACUGCUUCGAGGGCUUCCAGCUGGACAUGGCCCACAUGGCCUGUGUGGAUGUGAAUGAGUGUGAUGACUUGAACGGGCCUGCUGCACUCUGUGUCCAUGGUCACUGCGAGAACACGGAGGGCUCCUACCGCUGCCACUGCUCCCCCGGUUAUGUGGCCGAGGCAGGGCCCCCCCACUGCACUGCCAAGGAGUAGCAGUGAGGGGUCAGCAUCGGCAGCUACCUGGAAAUGGGCCUGAGGCAGGGGCCUUGAGGACGCUUUCCAGGCUGGGAAGAUACCAUGAAGUCAUCGGGCAGGAGGCCCUGCAGCCCCACUCCCAGCCAGCCUUGCCUGCUUUUCAUCUCUCCCAGUUUAGGCUCAGGCUGUGAGCUUGUCACUGCCUCCAUGCCACCAUGCCCUUGCUUGGCUCAAACACCACCAAAUGCUUUAAUGCUUCAGCCACUGGCCACAAGGCCCAGUCCGCCAUCUGUCCUGGCCUUACUAUGAGAUGCUUACCAAAGGAUGGCCCUCAUCCUCCCCCGCAAGCUGUGCAAACGUGCAAGGUCCUUUGGCCUUACACCGCACCUUUUCCAGCCACGAUCCACCUAUCAUCCUGAUGACUGCAAAACUGGGUCCGAGGCUACACCUGUCUUAGGAUGGGCCUUCAGAAUCUGGGGAGCACAAAAGGAUUGGAGGAAGUUUGGGGAGUGACUCCAACGCCUCCCACCAAGAACCAUCACUGCCACUUAGCCAGUCUGGUCUGGACCAGAUUUUGCCACAUCAUCUUAUAGCCACUUCUGUGGCCCCUGGGAGGAGCAGAAGAUCCCCUCAUCUCGGAAAAGCAAGACUGAUACCAGCUUGCUGAGUGUAAGAGACACAAAUGAAGGGGAGCAAGAAGACAGAAAGUAAGAGGGAAAUAUUAAAAAUAUAGGGAAUUGAGAAAAAGAAAAGGGGUGGGGAGCCAGGGCUUCACACAAAUCUAAAGAAAAUAUUCAGUUGCUUUGAAUAAAUAUUCGAAAUGUACCCAGCGGUAGCUCCUUUUCACAAGACAGGGUGCCCGUCUCGGAAGACCUGCUCCUUACAGGAAACACCUUUCUCCUGGGCUCUCCUUUUGUGGGCACCAGUUUGAGUGUUAAAAAUAAAGAGGUCUAUUUUCUAGCUUGUGGGAUACAGCAUAGUCCUGUUUUGGGGGAAGCCAGAUUUCCUGUUGUUUCUCCUCUAUUCUCAGAAGCCUCUGCCCUCUCAACCUUCAUAAAAUGGCUGGCUGGCAUCCCUCUGAGUUCACAAGGAAAGACCCACUCCAACCUUGGCUAGCUGGGAAUUUAGUUAGAAUAAAGAAAUGUACAUCCGGGCUCUUCACUUUUGUUUCACAUGAAACCACAUUUCUUUACCAUGUUGGCUAAGUCUAAGUAUUAGCGAGGAGGCUGUGCCUACCUCUCGCCAGCUCUGCCAAUAGCCUGUGAUGGGGUUCCAGUAGAAAAAGGUUCUUUACUCUUCUGAGACGAGAAAGCUCUGACUUUGUUUUCCUCUAAUGAACUGCAAUGUAAAUGAGCAAGGCUCCCUGUGCCUGGAGACAUGGAAAUGAAUACUAUUUUCUUAAUUUAAUCUGUCCUGUCCUACCUGCUGCUCUGAUUGUCAGCCAUCACAUAACUUAUUGAAUGCUUGCUCUGUGCUAGGCAAUGUUGAGUGCUACACCCAAAUUUCAUUUAAUUAUCCAACAAUCCAAUUUACUAUUUUUAUUCCCAACUUAGAAAUGGAAAUAUUCUGACCCUCACUCACAACAAAAGAAAUGCAAGUGAAACCACCCUGAGACGCUCUUGUCAGUUGGCAAGCAUCUGGGGAAAGAGGCACAUGCAUAGCUGACAGAAGUAUGAAGUGAUACAGCUUCUGAAAGGAUAUGGAAAUGUCUUUCAAUAUUAUAAAAGCACUUACUCUUUGAAUCAAUAAUUCCACUUCUAGGAAUUUAAUCUUCAGCUAUUUUCUCACCAAAUGUGAAAUGACAUGUGUAAGAGGUUAUGGUAUAGCAUUAUUUGUAAUAGCAAAAGAUUAGAAACAAUUACUAUUAAUUGCUAUGGAGCCCUAAAAAGAAAAAGUGGCUCUAAAUGCCUUAACAGGAUAUCCAAAAUAGAUGAAGGGGAAAGGAGGGUUGUAUAGCAAAGUGUAACACAUGCUGCUACUUGUCUGAAGAAAGGGGAGAAUUGGGUAUUCGCUAACUCCAUCUUACACCCCAUAUUUCAGAGAAUGUCACCAUUCCUCAAUAUACCCUGCUGGCACUGCACUUCCUUAAGUGCUGUUCCCAUUGCCCCUCCUCCUAACUCUCACCACCCUGCUUGCCCUUCCAGAGAUAUUUCAUGCAUAUACACACAUUUCUAUGUACUAAAAACACAAACAGCAUGCUAUGCAUGCUGUCCUACACUUGCUUUUUUCACUUAAUUAUAAGUUUUCUCUCUUGGGCCGCGACCAGCACGGCUAGAGAGCGGACGAGUCCUGAGUAGGGACGGCUGGGGAUUGAGAAAAGGAAAAAAAGAGACAGACACAAAGACUUUAAGUAAAGCUGGGACCAGGUGGGACGCUGCCCUCAGAUGGAGACGCAGUGACCCAGAGCUAGUGCAGGGCGUUUAUUAUAUACAGCAUGAUACCGGGAAGUUUUACUAGAGUUUAAGACAAAGGAAAUUAUGUGAAAUCAUGGUUAAAGAUCAAGCUGCAAUUCUUCAUUCUUGUGACUUCUUUGUAAUUGUCACUCCUGGCUGAGCCCAGAUAAUUGCAUCCGUUCCUGGCGCCUGGCUGAACUUAGAUAAUGAAACCCACCCCCUGGUGCCUGAGCUAAAGGUCAGGCUGACAACAUACCUGCCUCUCGCAAGGUAUGUUUCCAGGACGUGGCUCUGCCGACACCACUGGACUCAGCUGACAAUCAGCUCAUGCGCCUUCCCAGGCGCUCUCUACACUUAAUACAUACUUGCACAUACGAGCUCUCUCACCCUGUUUUAUAAGUGUAUACUAUUCCAUUGAAUGGAUAAAUCAUAAUUUAUUUAAUCAGUCCCCUACUGGUGGACAUUUCCAUUGUUUUCUAACUUUUGCUAUUAAAAACAAUGCCAUAAUGAUUAUUCUUGUGCAAAUGUUAUUUCAUAUUAUUUCUAUGGAUUAUAUACCUGUGGGCUAAAUUCUUAGAAACAAUGGUAACUUGUGGGGAGGAUGACAGGGUGGAUGGGUACAGGAUUGGAACACUUUUUCAUUGUAUCCCCUUUUGUGUCUCUUGGAAUUUUGUACCAUAUGUAUUACCUAUUCAAAAAAAUAAAAUAUUUUUAAAUACA